Messenger RNA from Dracunculus medinensis (Guinea worm), 1122 nucleotides. The record is from the annotation of a GenBank genome assembly. NCBI's taxonomy places the organism in Eukaryota, Metazoa, Nematoda, Chromadorea, Rhabditida, Dracunculidae.
AUGUAUAUUAUUGAAAGGAGUAAUUUAAAUUUACAGAAUUGGGAAUCAUUUGCAAAGCAAUAUAAUUUAUCUCUGGAUAAGGCUUAUGAAUUUGCUGGUGGUUAUAAUUAUCUUCGUAAAACAAAUGAGGAAAUCGCAAAUCUAAGAAAAUUUUCUUUGCAAACAAAUUUUGUUCCAAAUAUGUGUAAUGGAUUAGAGCAUCGUUCAGCAUUUCAAGUGAUUAUACGAAUGAGGAAAAUGUUUGACCCAGGACGCAAAAAACUUUUUAAAACAUCAAGGUUAAAAUGGAGCGAGGAAGAGGAUAAAAAAUUAGCAGGAUUGGUGGCAAGAGGAAUGAAUUAUGUUCAAGCUAGUCAUGCCAUUGGACGCCCUGCAGAUUCAGUAAAGCAUAGAUUAAAUGUGCUAAAAGCAAAAGGAGCGGUGGCAGAAACAGCGAAUUGUUUUACUGAACCUUGGUCUGAAAGCGCUAGGCUUUGUUUAUUUAAAUUCAUUCGAAGAUCCAUGUGCUCUGUAUUGGACAACAUUCCGAAAGGGUCUAAGCUAACAUUGCCUGUGGAUCUAGCCUUAUCUAAAGAUUUUGAAGAAUUAAGUAAUCUUUUAAACUGGUAUGCUAUUAGCGUAGAAUUAUAUCGUUCGAGCGAAGACUGCAAAAAACAGUGGCUAAAAGAAGCUGAAAAAUUACGUAAAGCAGUUUUUGAUUGUAAUGGUGACCGAAUUGCUGCGAUAAAAAUGUGCAUGCCAGAAAUUAUUUCUUUGAAAGUCAGUCAGUGGAUUAAAAUUAUAGAUAUUAUGCUAGAACAGAAUCCAUCUACUGUAUAUGAAAUCGAUAAAAAAGUUCUUCAAGUCAGGUUUCUUGAACUUACUACCAUAAUUUAUAGGUUAAAAGAAGAAGAUCUGACAGGAUUCAAUUCACAUGGUCGUUCGGAAAGCCUCUAUUGUAGGCAAGUGAUUAGCGUAUUUAUCGGUGAUUAUUAUCGAAAUGCUGAAAUCAUUUUGAUAGAACCACAUAAAAAAAAAAAAAAAAAAUUAUUGGAAAUUAUGAGAGUUUACGUGAAAUUUACUCAUGAGUAUAAAUCUAUUAGAGAUGAUUCAAUUUUUGCAUCAUUUCUACAGUAUUUGUGA